This is a messenger RNA of Salvia miltiorrhiza (redroot sage), 1014 nucleotides long. RefSeq lists its product as uncharacterized. Gene Ontology annotation, molecular function: nucleic acid binding; RNA-DNA hybrid ribonuclease activity. The record is from RefSeq and is a predicted model, not a curated record. Bases 1 to 1014 code for a protein of 337 amino acids. The transcript has a single exon. Lineage: Eukaryota; Viridiplantae; Streptophyta; Magnoliopsida; Lamiales; Lamiaceae.
AUGUAUACUGUUAAGUCGGGUUACUGGUUGGCGAGCUUACAAAGGAGAAGGGCCGAUCCUUCUACGUCGGAUCAGUCUAAAGAUCUAUGGAAGUGGAUUUGGAGUUUAGAAGUGAUUCCAAAGGUCAAAAUGUUUAUGUGGAAAUGUCUUGCUGAGGCACUCCCAACUAAUUCUGCGUUGCGGAAAAAAUCCAUAGAUCUGGAUCCGAUGUGUCGUCGAUGUGGUAAUGGUUUUGAAAUGAUGGAGCACGCCCUUCGUGAUUGUGUGUGGAUGAAGGUUUUGUGGGUUGUUUCCCCUCUUCGUCUCCCUCCGAUUCCAGAAGCUGAAAUCUGCCCGAUUCAGGCAUGGUUUGAACGCAUUAGAUCGGUGCCCCAUAAAGAAAGCCACGCUACUUUUGCUGCUAUUGCUUGGGCCGCUUGGUAUACUCGAAACCUUCUUGUUUUUCAAGGUAAGGAGAUGGAUCAUAAGGAGUGUCUGACGAUUGCUCAUCGUGGAACUUGGCCGAAAACUGUAUGUGAGAGCCCCAAAUGUUCAAUGCCUACUCACAUUUUCUGCUCUAGACCUGGACAGCUCAAGGUGGCUUGUGAUGCGGCUGUUGUUCCUAAUUUUGGGAUUGGCGUGGGCAGUAUCUUAAUGGAUGGAGAAGGGUCGGUUCAGGGAUGCAGGUAUGGAGCAUGGAGAGGAGCUUAUACGAGCUUAGAGGGAGAGGCUUUGGCGGUUCUCGAAGGCUUGCGGCUUUGCGCGGAGAAAGAAGCAACAGACGUUGUGGUGGAGACUGAUAAUCAGGAACUGUACUGGAGUAUUACUAGAAAUGAAACACACCUUUCCUACCUUGGAGAUUCAAUUUGUGAGAUCCGGGCGUUGGUUGAAUCGUUGGAGCAUGUGGAAUUCAGCUGGACAAAACGUGAAGGAAAUGAAAUGGCUGAUAAAUUAGCUUCUCAUGCCUUAGCUGGUUUUUUUCCUAUUCUCUCUCAUGAUGUUUUACCUUUUGAUGUAAACAAUGGUAUUGGUUGA